AAGUCUGAGCAUGCAGAUUAGCUGUGUUUUGCCCACACCCAAGUCAGACACAAAACAGCUUUGGAGACCUACGGAGCAGUGGAUCGCCGAGUAACUCCUUCAAAAAAACCUUCACGAUGUUCCUUGCUAAAGCUUUGCUGAGUGGAGGAAGUGGUAGUAGUCGUGGAGGAAGCCUUGCACGUGGCCUUGGAGGGCUCCUGACAGGAGGUGGAGGUGCAGGGAAUAUUGGAGGACUUGUUGGAGGUCUCGUCAACUUUAUAAGUGAAGCAGCAGCUCAGUAUAAUCCAGAGCCUCCUCCACCUCCUCGCAAUCAUUUCACAAAUGUGGAAGCUCAGGAGAGUGAUGAGAUCAGACAGUUUCGUCGCCUGUUUGCCCAGCUGGCUGGAGAUGAUAUGGAAGUGUGUGCCACGGAGCUAAGGGACAUCCUGAACAAAGUGCUUUCCAGACACCAAGACCUGAAGACGGAUGGCUUCAGCUUGGACACCUGCCGCAGCAUGGUCGCCGUCAUGGACAGCGACGCAAGCGGCAAACUGGGCUUUGAGGAGUUCAAGUAUCUGUGGAACAACGUCAAGAAGUGGCAGUGUGUGUACAAGCAGUACGACACUGAUCAGUCAGGCACUGUUGGGAGAGCCCAGCUGCCAAACGCCUUGAGGGCUGCGGGGUUCCAGCUGAACGAGCAGCUGUGCCAGGCGAUCGUGCGCAGAUACGCCGCCGAGGACGGCAGCGUGGAUUUCAACAGCUUCAUCAGCUGCCUGGUGCGGCUGGACGGCAUGUUCAGGGCCUUCAAAGCCCUGGACCGGGAUGGGAGUGGGCGCGUCCGAGUCACCAUCAAAGACUGGCUGCAGCUGACCAUGUAUUCCUGA
Cinclus cinclus is the source of this 863-nucleotide messenger RNA. It is a transcript of the gene CAPNS2, whose product is annotated as calpain small subunit 2. The record is from RefSeq and is a predicted model, not a curated record. The transcript has a single exon. Gene Ontology annotation, molecular function: calcium ion binding. The coding region runs from base 117 to 863 and encodes 248 amino acids. NCBI's taxonomy places the organism in Eukaryota, Metazoa, Chordata, Aves, Passeriformes, Cinclidae.